Molecule: messenger RNA, 669 nt
Organism: Serpula lacrymans var. lacrymans S7.9
Lineage: Eukaryota; Fungi; Basidiomycota; Agaricomycetes; Boletales; Serpulaceae
Exons: 5
Coding region: 1-669 (222 amino acids)
Biological process (GO): RNA splicing
Cellular component (GO): precatalytic spliceosome
Source: RefSeq, a predicted model, not a curated record
AUGUCCUCAAGGCACGACCACAGACGGCGAGACAGAAGCUGGGAGAGGGUUGAUAGGGACAGAGACCGUGACCGUGAUCGUCAUUCUAGUAGCCGCGGUGGCAGAGGUGGAUAUCGCGAUGCUCCUAGGAGAAGAGACAGCCGGUCACGAAGCCCACCACGCAGGGACAGACGUGAUCAUGGUAAAGAUAGAGAUAGAGACUACAGAGACUCGAGGCGGGACGAGAGAAGGGAUGGCGAACGUGGUGAAAGAAAGGUAGAGAAGCGUGAUGGCGGGGACGACAGGCGGGAGGCAUCUCGAAAGGAGGAACCUCGAGAAAAGGAUGUUUGGGACAAGGAUGACGGCAAGCAACCCGACAUUAGGGAUGCUUCAAGGCGCGACCGAGAACGUGUACCGGUGAAGGACGUACCCUUCCGUCAAGUGUCUAUCCCUGCGGAGUCUUCUGCUCACACAAAACCAGAGGAGAGUGCAGAUACAGCUAUGGAAGAUGGUGAAGCAGAAGAUGCAACUAAUCCCGAUGACGAAGCCAUGAUGGCUAUGAUGGGUCUUAAUGGAUUUGGAACAACCAAGGGGAGACAUGUGGAGGGCAAUCAGGAGGGUUCUGUCAAUAUUAAAAAAAUGAGAACAUGGCGUCAGUACAUGAAUCGUCGCGGAGGAUUCAACAGGUAA